AUGUACCCGGAUCUAUACAAGGGGCUGAACUUAAGGCCGGAGGAUUUGACUGCUUAUGACUCUCCCUUUAUCAGCUUCGAGGGAAAGACAGUUGUACCAAAAGGGCAGAUCAGAUUACCCAUCCAGACCGGGUCAGAGGUAGUGGAGGUGGACUUUAUCGUGGUCGAUGCCUACUCGCCCUACACGGCGAUAGUAGCCAGGCCAUGGAUCCAUGCCCUAGAGGCCGUGUCUUCCACACUUCACCAAAAGGUGAAAUACCCGUCCGGAAGCCAAGUGGAAGAGAUUCGUGGAGAUCAAGCCAUGGCUAGGCAAUGUAUGGUGGCCGCCAUCUCACGUUGGUCCAGGGCCGAGUCCUUGGCUCCUGAAAACUUAUAG
This is a messenger RNA of Quercus robur (English oak), 375 nucleotides long. RefSeq lists its product as uncharacterized. The record is from RefSeq and is a predicted model, not a curated record. NCBI's taxonomy places the organism in Eukaryota, Viridiplantae, Streptophyta, Magnoliopsida, Fagales, Fagaceae. The coding region runs from base 1 to 375 and encodes 124 amino acids. The transcript has a single exon.